Molecule: messenger RNA, 1420 nt
Organism: Athalia rosae (coleseed sawfly)
Lineage: Eukaryota; Metazoa; Arthropoda; Insecta; Hymenoptera; Athaliidae
Gene: eIF3m
Product: eukaryotic translation initiation factor 3 subunit M
Exons: 7
Coding region: 146-1306 (386 amino acids)
Biological process (GO): cytoplasmic translational initiation
Cellular component (GO): eukaryotic translation initiation factor 3 complex; cytoplasm
Molecular function (GO): translation initiation factor activity
Source: RefSeq, a predicted model, not a curated record
UUGUGGGACAAUUUGUUGGCCAAUUUUUCUUAAGUUUGUCAACCUGUUGGUGCUGCCACACGACCACGAGCUUUACGGGCGAGUCGAACUGGGAGCUCUUCUGGAAGUGUCCGCUGUAAGGAAACGUGGUUUACAUCAUUUUAAAAUGCAGGUUCCAGCGGUGUUUAUGGAUUUGCCCUUAGAGGAUCAAGCACAAGAAUUGCGAGUAUACUUCAAAAGUUUAGGCGCUGAAAUAAGUGAGGAAAAAUCACCCAAGGGAAUCGAAGAUGAUUUACAUAAAAUUAUUGGGGUUUGUGAUGCCUGCUUCAAAGAAGGCAAGGAAACUGAAAUUGAGACAAUUUUAAAUGACAUCGUUUCCAUCAUGGUAUUGAUUCCAAUUGAGCGUGCUGAAAAUUUAAUCUUAGCAUUCUGCGAAAAACUCACAAAAGCACCGGGUCAGAAACUUGGACUCGUUUGUCUCAAGGCACUCUGGCUGUUGUUCCAAUCUUUGGAUGAAAAGUCUCCAAUGAGGUAUCAUGUUUAUUACCACUUGGUGCAUAUCGCUCGCAAUGUUGAUCAAGUUAAAGCUGUAUACGGAGGAGUCGAUCAAUUAAAAGCACAAUUUGCACCAUGCCCUCCAUCUAACGAACAAAUGCAAAAACUACUUCGUCUGCUUCACGAAGUCUUACUUAGUUGUAAACAGAGUGAACAAGCAGCAGCAGUGAUGGUUGCUCUGCUCGGCACAUACACAGCUGAAAGUGCAUCUGCUCCUAGAGAAGAUGCUCAACGUUGUAUUUUGGCUGCUCUCGCAGAUCCGAAUACUUUUCUGCUAGACCCAUUAUUGGCUUUGAAGCCGGUGAGAUUUCUGGAGGGUGAACUGAUCCACGAUUUACUUCUAGUUUUUGUUCAAGAAAAACUUCCGGCGUAUCUUAAGUUUUAUAAGAAUCACAAAGAAUUUGUCGAACAUUCACUAGGACUUAACCAUGAGCAAAACAUCAAGAAAAUGCGUCUCUUGACGUUUAUGCAGUUGGCUGAGACACAUCCAGAGAUGUCGUUUGAUACCAUUCAGGCGGAACUACAAAUUGAAGAGAAUGAAGUUGAAAGCUUCAUAAUUGAUGUUUUGAAAACGAAAUUAGUUCGAGCUCGAAUGGACCAAGCUGGCCGUAAAGUGUUAGUCUCCAGUACAAUGCACAGAACUUUUGGGCGGGCUCAAUGGACCCAACUAAGAGACUUGCUCGCAGCAUGGAAAACCAAUCUCUCUGCAGUUCAAGAAGGAAUGAAAACUGUCGCAGCUGCGCAAAUCGAACUUGCUACAAAAACAAAGUGAUUCUCAUUAGUACAGCAACACUUUGUAAAAAUUAAUGAGCCAAAACUUUACAGGAACAGAAUCGAUUCCUCGUAACCCUGUAAUGUGUCCAAUAAAUCUGUAUCUCUACCAAAA